AUGGAAGAUUAUUUCAUUAGUGAUGUUAUAAGAAUUAAAACGUUAUUCAAAAAAAAAUUAAUGAUGAAGCAUGAUGAUUACUCGGAUGAUAAGUGGCUCGGGGGACUAACCCAUAGGGUCUCUCAUUUGUUCCUUGAACUUAUAAUGAAGGAAGUGGAUUUGAUGUACAAAAUGGAUGUUAACUCCCAAGAAGAGUGUGUUUGUAAAAUGAGGGAAAGCAUGAGACUUCCGUGUCGACAUGAUCUACUUCGGUACAAGGAUUGUAUGGUACCUUUUGAGGAUAUUGAUCCUUAUUGGAAACAAUUGAGUUGUGAUCCCAUGCCCGAUGAGGACGAUGAUGUAGAGAUUUGGGACACACCUUAUGGGAAAAGGUUGGCCGAAAUGUAUCGUGGAUACGUCAAGCUUAAGGGUAAGAUGUUUCCAUCUCAACAAAUGGAAACAACAAAGAGUACUCCGGUUCCCAAGAAAAAGGAGAAGAAAACUAUAUAUGUGGAUGGUAAAAUGAAAGGUCCUAAAAGAGAUAGUUUGGGAAAGUAUUUGCGACCUACUAAUAUGAUUUACAAAAACUACUUGCUUAACCUACCCGAAGCCAUUCAAGAGUAUAUCAUAUCUAUGGACGAUGUCGAAGGGGAUGGAAAUUGUGGUUUCCAUGUCACCAUGGAACAACUAGGACCUUUUAAAGAUGGAAACCAUCCGGUUGAGCAAGGGGACAAAGUGAAUUAUAUAAGGAAAAGAUUGUUACAAAUGCUACGCCGAAACAAGGACUUCUACAAGUAA
Messenger RNA from Papaver somniferum (opium poppy), 777 nucleotides. RefSeq lists its product as uncharacterized. The coding region runs from base 1 to 777 and encodes 258 amino acids. The record is from RefSeq and is a predicted model, not a curated record. The transcript has 2 exons. Lineage: Eukaryota; Viridiplantae; Streptophyta; Magnoliopsida; Ranunculales; Papaveraceae.